CACCGUAUCUUCCGUAGAGUCCCGCUCAAAAGACUUAGCACAACAGCGUACUAUUAGUCGUCCUCCUCCGCAAAACAUGUUUCACGCUGCCAUCCGCACUGCUGCACUCAGCGCCCGCUCUGCUUUGAGGACGUCCUCCGUGGCUGCACGGGCCAUUUCCACCACUCCUGCUCGCCUUUCGGGCGGCGCAGUCCCUGAGCUUUUCGGCCCUGGCGCGAAGCCCGGAGAGGUCGCCACCGAUGAGGAACAAGCGACUGGUCUUGAGCGCAUUCAGGUGCUCGGAGAUAAGGAGGGUAUUGAGGUGUUCGACCUGAAGCCCCUGGAUUCGAGCAGGAUUGGCACGCUCGCCGACCCCAUCAAAGUCAUCUCAUGGGCCCCUGAGCGCAUCGUCGGCUGCACCGGUUCUCCCGCGGACUCUCAUAAUUUGGUUUGGAUGAACCUCACUACCACGAAGAACAGGCGCUGCUCGGAGUGCGGCUCUGUCUACAAGCUGGACUACCAGGCCCAGGAGCCUCUCACGCUGCAUGAGCACUAGAAUUGUACUCGCAUUCCUACCAAC
Messenger RNA from Laetiporus sulphureus 93-53, 559 nucleotides. Its product is annotated as cytochrome c oxidase polypeptide IV. Gene Ontology annotation, cellular component: mitochondrial envelope. The coding region runs from base 77 to 535 and encodes 152 amino acids. NCBI's taxonomy places the organism in Eukaryota, Fungi, Basidiomycota, Agaricomycetes, Polyporales, Laetiporaceae. The transcript is spliced from 3 exons. The record is from RefSeq and is a predicted model, not a curated record. Gene Ontology annotation, biological process: mitochondrial electron transport, cytochrome c to oxygen.